AGACGGUCUGCGACAGAGCUGAUAUCAGCGACUAGGCUUGGAAGGCCCUGCGCCGGAAGUGACGUCAUCAGGGGGUAGGAUUUGUCGUCGCUGUGACCGUCACCUGGAAAAGCCAAUGGCAGAAGAGCCUAUGUAUACUCCACGUGGUGAAACGGAUAUAUGUAAUUGACAAACCUUGAAGGCUGUUCUAUUUCAUGCUAUAUUAGGAGGUGGAGUAUAUAGAGGAAGACAGGGGUCUGUACAAGGACGUGAUGAUGGAGAAUCACCGGCCCCUCACAUCACUGGAUGGGCCCAGUAACAGAGAUACCCCAGAGAGAUGUCCCCGUCCUCUGUAUUCCCAGGAUUGUACAGAGGAGAAUCACAGGAUCCCACAGGAGGAUCAGGUUCAAUGUGAAGAUUUGAUGGUUAUUAAGGUAGAAGAUAUAGAAAUAAAAGAAGAGACGUAUGUGAAUAUAGUGUAUAUGUCGGAUAAGGAGGCAGAAAAUCUAGAUGAAGAAGAAAAGACGUAUGUGUCAAAUAAGGCAGAGGAUAUAGAGGGAAAAGAGGAGACGUAUGUGAGUGAUGAUCAGCAGUGUAAGGAGGAGGAAAUCCCUACAGAUAUCAGCACAGAUGGAUGCAGAAGCAGGAACACCUCAGAUGGACAUCUCAUUUUAUCUCCAGAUUUUAAAUUAGAAGAGAACAACAUUGUACAAAAUUCCACAGGGGAAAUCCCCAUUACUCUAAAUAUACAUCCAGUACCUCACAGUGCAGAUAUAGCCUCUAGUCCCUCUAAUCUUGACUGUUCUCCUUAUAAUUCAGGUGGUGCAGUCUUUUACUGUUUUGUGUGUGGGAAAUGUUAUACAAAUAAAUCGCAUCAUGUUAGACAUCAGAGAAUAUGCACAGGUGAAAAACCAUUUUUAUGUUCUGACUGUGGGAAACGUUUUUCACGGAAAGUAGAUCUUGUUAAACAUCAGAGAAUUCACACAGGUGAGAGGCCGUAUCCAUGUUCUGUGUGUGGGAAAUGUUUUACGUGGAAAGUAGAUCUUGUUAGACAUCAGAGAAUUCACACAGGCGAGAGGCCAUAUCCAUGCUCUGUGUGUGGGAAAUGUUUUACACAUAAAUCAGACCUUGUUAGACAUCAGAGAAUUCACACAGGUGAAAAGCCAUUUCUAUGUUCUGAGUGUGGGAAAUGUUUUACUCAGAAAUUAGAUCUUGAUAGUCAUCGGAGAAGUCACACAGGUGAAAAACCAUUUAUAUGUUCUGAGUGUGGGAAAUGUUUUACACGGAAAUCUAAUCUUGUUAUUCACAUGAUAAGUCACACAGAAAAGAAAAUGUUUCAGUGUUUAGAGUGUGGAAAAUGUUUUACAUAUAAAUUAAGCUUUGAUAUACAUCAGAGAAGUCACACAGGUGAGAAACCAUUUCCAUGCGCUGAGUGUGGGAAAUGUUUUACACAACAAAAAGUUCUUAAAACACAUCAGAGACUUCACACAGGCGAGAAGCCAUUUCCAUGUUCUGAGUGUGGAAAAUGUUUUCCACAGAAAUCACAGCUUGUUACACAUCAGAGAAGUCACACAGGUGAGAAGCCAUUUCUAUGCACUGAGUGUGGGAAAUGUUUUACACAACAGUCAGCUCUUAAAACACAUCAGAGAACUCAUACAGGCGAGAGGCCAUUUCAGUGCUCUGAGUGUGGGAAAUGUUUUACCCAACAAUCAGCUCUUAAAACACAUCAGAGAAGUCACGCAGUUGAGAGGCCAUUUCCAUGUUCAGACUGUGGGAGAUGUUUUAAACAGAGAUUACAUCUUUCUAAACAUGUAAAAAAAGAACACAUGAGAUACCCCAUUUCCACGUUCUAAAUGUGGGAGAUGUUUUGCAUGGGAAGAAAUCUUGUUGAAUAGCAGUUAUUUUACAUUACUGUAAACCCAUUUAAAUAUUGGAAAUAUUUAUCAUACAAUAUAAAUCAGGUCUUUAUAGACCUCAGAUAAUUACUAAUUUUGAGAGGCCAUAUUCUUGGGGUGUUGUAUGAUUUGUCGACCGUUAUCACGAUGACGUGGUUGAAGUUUGGACAUUUUUAACAUGUCAACAUUCAUGUCUAUAGCGAUGACAUGAUGAACUGUAUACAAACUGUCCCUGGUGGUACAGUGGUGUCUUACCUCCUCCCGGCCGCGGCAUCUGUUCUAGCAUCUACUUACAGGAUCUGCCGGUCACGUGUAGAGUAUUUCCGUCAAUGUGUCAGCAGUGGCAUUUCACAGUUAUCCCUUAACCUUUCCUUAGGUCUAACCCUCCGCUGCCUAACCCACGUGGCGACAUCUAACAAUAUACGUCCACAUCCUCCAAGAGGUCAACAAUUUAGGUGUCGACAGUCUGAGGAUGUCGACAUGGCUUAUCGACCAUUUGACUAGAUACCAUUUUUAUGGGUACACAGUCACAACUUGAUGGCGGACCAGACGCCAUGCUGAUGGCGGGCAAUCCCGGGAAGCAUAUACAGCAAGUGUACGGGAGGUCGGAGGGCCACCUGUACACACACCACCGGAUACACCGAUAUAUCUGAAGAUAUAUUGGCCAUCAGCUGGCCCCCUAGCGAUAUAUAAGCCAUUCACUCGAAUAGCCGAUAUAAUGACUAGUAAGCACCCAGUAUAACUAUAUCCAUCACUGACCAGAGCCAGGAACUAGCAUAUUAACUAUCCACUAAUGUGGAAGGAGAAUGGGUUCAGGGGAUAAAGAUCGGUAGGGAGAAGCAUUUGUAUUAGUUGUAAGUUGUUACAAAAUGGCUUCACUUUAGUCCGAAGCAUCUGUAUUAUAACAAUUUAUUUGAAACUAUAAUCCCAUAGAUACUUCUAACCUUUUGUUUAUAUACCAAGCUGUUCUUUAUCGUGUAGACUUUAGUGUGUGUGUAUAUAUAUAUAUAUAUAUAUAUAUAUACACACACACAAUGUUCUGUGAUGUUCUAAGCUCUAGAUGAGAUAUUUAACCCAUUUUUGGACUCAAAAUGCACCAGCCUGGGGUCACCACUUCAAGUCCAGGCCUUGAGUUCUUGGCCAAUUAACAUUUUUUUUAAUCAUGUAUUAAGUAUUUUAAGGUGUAUCUUAUAUCAUGUGAUGUGAUUCGUUUGUUCAGUUAAAUCUGCCUUGUAACUGACAGAAUAUAAGAAUGAGUGUCUAAACAAUAUUAGGGGUCAGUUCAUCAUUCUAGAUCUGCACUCAUAUGAGUCGCAUGAUGUAUCAUUUGGAUAGCUAAAUAAAUUUACCAUUUGCACUUCAAA
Messenger RNA from Pseudophryne corroboree (corroboree frog), 3238 nucleotides. Its product is annotated as oocyte zinc finger protein XlCOF6.1-like. Gene Ontology annotation, cellular component: nucleus. Gene Ontology annotation, biological process: regulation of transcription by RNA polymerase II. Gene Ontology annotation, molecular function: RNA polymerase II transcription regulatory region sequence-specific DNA binding; DNA-binding transcription factor activity, RNA polymerase II-specific. NCBI's taxonomy places the organism in Eukaryota, Metazoa, Chordata, Amphibia, Anura, Myobatrachidae. Bases 252 to 1832 code for a protein of 526 amino acids. The transcript is spliced from 6 exons. The record is from RefSeq and is a predicted model, not a curated record.